This is a messenger RNA of Pteronotus mesoamericanus, 687 nucleotides long. RefSeq names its product cerebellin 2 precursor (gene CBLN2). The transcript is spliced from 3 exons. Gene Ontology annotation, cellular component: synapse. Gene Ontology annotation, molecular function: protein binding. Gene Ontology annotation, biological process: maintenance of synapse structure. The record is from RefSeq and is a predicted model, not a curated record. Lineage: Eukaryota; Metazoa; Chordata; Mammalia; Chiroptera; Mormoopidae. The coding region runs from base 13 to 687 and encodes 224 amino acids.
CCCCAAGGCCGGAUGCCGGCGCCCGGCCGGGGCCCCCAGGGGCCACCGCUGACCAUGCCCGGGCUCCGGGGGGCGCUGCGCGGGCCGGCCGGCUGCGGCUCCUGCCUCGGGGCGGCGCUGGCCCUGCUGCUGCUGCUGCUCCCCGCCGGCUGCCCGGUGGGGGCUCAGAACGACACGGAGCCCAUCGUGCUGGAGGGCAAGUGCCUGGUGGUGUGCGACUCGAGCCCGUCGGCGGACGGUGCGGUCACCUCCUCGCUGGGCAUCUCCGUGCGCUCCGGAAGCGCCAAGGUGGCCUUCUCCGCCACGCGGAGCACCAACCACGAGCCGUCGGAGAUGAGCAACCGCACCAUGACCAUCUACUUCGACCAGGUGUUAGUAAAUAUCGGCAACCAUUUCGAUCUCGCCUCCAGUAUAUUUGUAGCACCGAGAAAAGGGAUUUAUAGCUUCAGCUUCCAUGUGGUCAAAGUGUACAACAGACAGACCAUCCAGGUCAGUUUAAUGCAGAACGGCUACCCAGUGAUCUCCGCGUUCGCAGGAGACCAGGACGUGACCAGAGAAGCGGCCAGCAAUGGGGUCCUCCUGCUGAUGGAGAGGGAGGACAAAGUGCACCUCAAACUGGAGCGGGGCAACCUCAUGGGAGGCUGGAAGUACUCCACGUUCUCGGGCUUCUUGGUGUUCCCUCUAUAA